AUGGUUUCGAUUCAUGAUCCUCCCACUGCACACCCAGCGGGCAACUCAGUCUACCGCGAGGAAGAUUUAGAUGGUGAAGAGGAAGCUGCAAAUAAUUACAAAGGUUACGAUAAUGAGGUUUCCAAUGAAAUUAGAAACUUAGCCAGAACAUUUUCUCACAUUAGUGGAGUCCGAGCAGACGGUGACGCUGCACUGAACGAUGAAGAAGACGGUGAAGUGAAGUCUGUGGCUAAUUUGGAGCUCAUGAGAACACUAACAGGUAUGUCGCAGAUAGCAGGAGAAAUUCCAAUGACUACCAAUGGAGCUGGAAUAAGUACCAAGCUCGACCCUGAUAGUCCAGAGUUUGACUCCAAGUACUGGGUUAUGAACAUGCGAAAGCUCAUAGAAUCUGAUGUGGAGUUUUACCAUCCUGCCAAACUCGGGCUUGCCUAUAAGGACUUGAGGGCCUAUGGGGAAGCCACAGAUUUGGACUACCAGUCCACUUUUGACAACCUUAUAGUCAAAUUUGCAUACAGACAAAUAAUGAAGUACUUGAGACAUUCUGACGAUUCAACUUUCGACAUUUUGAAGCCGAUGGAUGGACUAAUAAAAGCAGGGGAGUUGACUAUUGUAUUAGGAAGACCUGGUGCCGGUUGCUCUACAUUUUUAAAGGCGAUUGCCAAUCAAACGCACGGAUUCAAUUUAGAUGAAAAGUCUGUAAUUUCAUACGAUGGGAUCACACCUAAACAGAUUGAAAAUCAUUUCAGAGGUGAAGUGACUUAUUGUGCAGAAACUGAAAUUCACUUUCCUCACUUAUCGGUAAAGGACACUUUAGAAUUCGUGGCUCGAAUGAAGACACCAAGAAAUAGACCACCUGGGGUUUCCAGAGAAGACUAUGCUAAGCAUAUGGCGGCAGUGGUCAUGGCAACUUACGGGUUGUCACACACUAAGGACACCAAAGUUGGGAACGACUUUAUCAGAGGAGUUUCUGGAGGGGAAAGGAAAAGAGUAUCAAUUGCAGAAGUUGCUUUAUCUCGUUCUGCUGUUCAAUGCUGGGAUAACUCCACAAGAGGUUUGGAUGCAGCCACUGCACUAGAAUUUCUUAAGUCCUUGAAAGUCUCAGCGACCGUUAUGGAAGCAACACCGUUAAUCGCAAUUUAUCAGUGCUCCCAAGAUGCUUACGAUUUAUUCGAUAAUGUUAUACUUUUAUACGAAGGAUAUCAAAUUUUUUAUGGAAAGGCAAAAGAUGCUAAGAAAUACUUCCUUGAAAUGGGAUAUUCAUGCCCUCAACGUCAAACUACUGCAGAUUUCUUGACAUCUUUGACAAACCCUGCAGAAAGAAUCGUAAAAGAGGGCUUUGAACAUAAAGUGCCCAGAACUCCAUUAGAAUUUUAUGAAUACUGGAACAAUUCUCCUGAAAAGGCACUUCUAGUUGAAGAUAUUGACGAGUAUUUAUCUGCGGUUGAUAGUGAUAAGGCAGUCUCGCAGUUUAGUCAAGCUCAUAGAGCUAAGCAAUCUAAGAACUUGAAUAAAAGCUCUCCAAUGACUGUGUCAUUUUUCAUGCAAGUCAAAUAUGUGAUGUUUAGAAACUUCAGAAGAACUAGGGGAGAUCCAUCCAUUACUUUAUUUAACAUCAUCGGGCAUUUCUUGAUUGGAUUGAUUUUAUCCUCAAUUUUUUACAAUAUGCUGGCAAAUACUCAUUCCUUUUAUUCGAGAACUGCUGCUUUAUUCUUUGCUGUUUUAUUCAAUGCAUUUAGUUCUGUUUUAGAGAUCUUUUCGCUUUAUGAAGCUCGUCCGAUUGUCGAAAAGCAUAAGAAAUAUGCUUUAUAUCAUCCUUCUGCAGAUGCUCUAGCGUCAAUUAUUACAGAGAUGCCUACAAAAUUGUUCGUCUGUAUUACAUUCAAUAUAACUUUGUACUUCAUGGUGAACUUUAGAAGAGAUGCUGGCCACUUCUUUUUCUAUCUACUUGUCAACUUUACAUCGACAUUGGCCAUGUCCCAUUUAUUCAGAACAAUUGGUGCUUCAACUAAAACUUUAUCGCAAGCUAUGACACCUGCUUCUAUUUUGUUAUUAGCAUUAACGAUUUUCACCGGCUUUGUUAUUCCUACUCCACAUAUGCACGGGUGGUGCCGUUGGAUUAAUUAUAUUGAUCCAAUUGCCUAUGCCUUCGAAUCUCUUGUAGCCAAUGAAUUUAGUGGUCGUGAAUUCGCUUGUUCACAAUUCAUUCCUACAGGUGGUAAUUAUACAAAUAUUGAAGGUCAAGAUAACUACAUCUGUAGCAGUGUGGGUGCUCAGCUAGGUAGCCACUAUGUGAAUGGGGAUAAUUACAUAAACGAUUCAUACGAAUAUUAUGACAGCCAUAAGUGGAGAAAUUGGGGUAUUAUAGUUGCAUAUGUUCUAUUCUUCCUUGUAUCAUACGUUAUUAUAUGUGAGUUUAACAAGGGUGCCAUGCAAAAAGGUGAAAUUUUACUUUUCCAACAGAAGGAUUUGAAAAAAUUGAAAAAGCAGAAAAGAAGUCAAGACGUGGAGUCUUCAGCCACUUCGAGCGGAGCCAUAUUAGAAAAAGUAUCACCAGAAGAAGUGGGCAAGGAAAGUGGAACGAGCUCUGAUCUAGAUGGUAUUGAUAUUCCUAAGCAAUCUGACAUUUUCCAUUGGAGAAAUUUGAGGUAUGAAGUUAAAAUCAAGAAAGAAAAUCGAGUAAUUCUUAAUGGUAUCGAUGGAUGGGUUAAGCCUGGUCAAGUCACUGCGUUGAUGGGUGCUUCUGGUGCUGGUAAGACUACCUUGCUUAAUGCUUUAUCUGAGAGAUUGACGAGUGGAGAGAUCACUUCAGGUGUUCGUAUGGUCAACGGACACUCGACAGAUUCAUCUUUCCAAAGGUCAAUUGGGUACGUUCAGCAACAAGAUUUACAUUUAACGACAUCCACCGUUCGUGAAGCUCUUACGUUUUCUGCGUAUUUGCGUCAACCUAAAUCAGUAUCUAAGAAGGAAAAAGAUGCCUACGUUGACCAGAUUAUAGUGUUACUUGAAAUGGAAAAAUAUGCCAAUGCUGUAGUUGGUGUAACAGGAGAAGGAUUAAACGUCGAGCAACGUAAAAGAUUGACAAUCGGAGUUGAACUAGUCGCUAAGCCGAAGCUUUUAGUAUUUUUAGAUGAACCUACUUCUGGUCUAGAUUCACAAACUGCUUGGUCUAUCUGUAAAUUAAUCAGAAAGCUAGCAGAUCACGGACAAUCAAUUUUAUGUACAAUUCAUCAACCCUCGGCUAUAUUACUUCAAGAGUUCGAUAGAUUAUUGUUUCUUCAGAAAGGGGGACAAACUGUGUACUUCGGAGAUUUAGGAAAAAACUGCCAAACUUUAAUUGAUUAUUUUGAAAAGUACGGGGGUCAUCCAUGUCCACCAGAGGCCAAUCCUGCUGAGUGGAUGCUCGAAGUCAUUGGUGCCGCACCUGGGUCUAAAGCAACACAAGAUUAUUUUGAAGUUUGGAGAAAUUCAUCAGAAUUUGCCGAGGUCAAUAGGGAACUUGACGAAAUGGAGAAGGAGCUUGUCAAACUACCAGUCGAGAAAGAUCCAGAAAACUUGAAAGAAUUUGCUGCCCCAUUUUGGUUACAAUAUUUGAUAGUCACCAAAAGAGUAUUUGAACAGUACUGGAGAACUCCUUCAUAUACAUAUUCUAAAGUAUCACUAUGCGUUCUCUCAGCCAUUUUCAAUGGUUUUUCAUUCUUCAAAGCUGAUAAGUCUAUCCAAGGGUUACAAAAUCAAAUGUUUUCAGUAUUUAUGUUCCUUGUUGUCUUCAUUACUUUAGUUCAACAGUAUUUACCACAUUUUGUUAGCCAAAGAGACUUAUAUGAAGUUAGAGAGAGACCUUCGAAAACAUUUAGCUGGCAAGCUUUCAUUGCAGCACAAAUUACUGUUGAAAUUCCUUGGCAAAUUGGAGUAGGUACUGUUGCAUUUUUUUGUUGGUACUAUCCUAUUGGAUUGUAUGAAAAUGCAGUACCCACGAACACGGUUCACGAAAGAGGAGCUUUGAUGUGGAUUACAAUUGUAUUAUUCUACGUAUACACCUCAACCAUGGGUCAACUAUGUAUUUCAUUUAUUGAGUUAGCAGAUAAUGCGGCAGAUUUAAGUACCAUUUUAUUCACCAUAUUGUUAGGGUUCUGUGGAGUCUUAUCAGCAGAGAAGCCAUUGCCAGGAUUUUGGAUAUUUAUGUAUAGGUGCAAUCCUUUCACCUACUGUGUAUCUGCGAUGCUUUCCAUUGGUCUUGCUAAUUCGGACGUGGUUUGUGCAACAAAUGAAUUAGCGCAGUUUGCUCCUGUAGAUGGAUACACUUGUGGAGAAUACAUGGCGGCAUAUAUGUCAGUGGCAGGUGGAUAUUUGGUGGAUGAAAAUUCUACUACAGUAUGCCAGUUUUGUAGUAUGGCCACUACGAAUGUGUUCUUGGAAGAAGUCAAAGCUAUAUAUAAAAAUAGAGGUAGAGAUAUUGGGAUAUUUUCUGCUUUCAUUUUCAUCGAUAUGAUCGGUACGGUAUUCUUUUAUUGGUUAACGAGAGUUCCAAAGGGUAGUAAACAUAAGAUGAAGUAA
Messenger RNA from Dujonia railenensis, 4554 nucleotides. Lineage: Eukaryota; Fungi; Ascomycota; Pichiomycetes; Serinales; Debaryomycetaceae. The record is from the annotation of a GenBank genome assembly.